GGGCGUGGGCUGAGUGACGUCACGUCAGAAAGCUGCCGGGCGGGAAGACAGCGCGGUGACAUAUAGAGUGACGGACGGUGUCCGUGCAGGGACAGAAAGACUCGCCAUCACCAUGCCGCCGACCGGCAGGGAAGUACUGCGGAGCCGGGUCCAGGAGCUGCUGGAGAAGAACCCGGUGAUGGUGUUCAGCAAGAGUUACUGUCCGUACUGUGACCGGGUAAAAGAACUCUUCACCUCGCUCGGAAAAGAAUAUUUUGCGCUGGAACUGGAUCAAUGCGAUGACGGCAGCAGUAUCCAGGAAGUGCUUCAUGAGAUGACUGGACAGAAGACUGUCCCUAAUGUCUUUGUGAAUAAGACUCACGUGGGCGGCUGUGAUAAAACUCUACAGGCGCAUCAGGAUGGCACUCUGCAGAAGCUGUUGGAUAAUAACUCUGUCACCUACGAUUAUGACCUCAUCGUCAUCGGUGGUGGCUCAGGUGGUCUGGCAUGCUCCAAGGAAGCUUCAGCUCUAGGGAAGAAAGUAAUGGUAUUGGAUUUUGUUGUUCCUACACCUAUGGGGUCAUCUUGGGGGCUUGGCGGCACAUGUGUCAAUGUUGGGUGUAUUCCCAAGAAGUUAAUGCACCAAGCUGCUCUCCUCGGUCAAGCACUGAAGGACUCCCGAAAGUUUGGUUGGGAAUAUGAUGAACAAGUAAAACACAACUGGGAGACCAUGAGGGAUAACAUCCAGAACUAUAUUGGCUCUUUAAAUUGGGGUUACAGAGUAGCAUUGAGGGACAAGAAUGUCCGCUAUGAAAACGCAUAUGGAGAGUUUGUGGAACCACACAAGAUCAAGGCAACAAAUAAGCGAGGAAAGGAGAGCUUCUUCACAGGAGAAAAAUUUGUGAUUGCCACAGGAGAGAGGCCCAGAUAUCUCAAUAUCCCAGGCGAUAAAGAAUACUGCAUCACCAGUUUCUUUUACGAUGAGGAUUACAUAUUAACUUGCCGUUGUGAUUACAUCAAUGUACCAACAACAGUAUUUACUCCAAUGGAGUACGGCUGCUGUGGAUAUUCAGAGGAAAAAGCCAUUGAAAUCUUUGGCGAGGAAACUCUAGAGGUUUAUCACACUUUGUUUUGGCCCCUGGGAAUGCCGUACCCGGGCGGUGACAAUAAUACUUGUUUCGCCAAAAUCAUCUGCAACAAACUUGACAAUGAUCGAGUCAUUGGCUUCCAUGUUUUGGGACCAAAUGCGGGAGAGAUAACUCAGGGAUUCGGAGCAGCAAUGAAAUGUGGCUUGACCAAAGAAAAGCUGGAUGAAACUAUAGGCAUCCAUCCAACUUGUGCAGAGACCUUUACUACCAUGGAGGUUACCAAAUCAUCCGGAGGAGACAUCACCCAAAAAGGCUGCUGAGGUUAAGCCCUGCUGUUAACUGUCCCCUUGUCUGAUCUUCCUGUUAUGUCCAGUGUCGUUCUACAGCUCUCUGGUAGAAAAAAGAAACUCCACAAAGCUGCCAUCUAUGAAUGUGUUGUCAAUUCCUGGAGUUGUGAGAAAAAUGCAUUGGUCAACAUAAGGAUGAAUCUCAAGGGUGAAUAGUGGAACAGCAGGGUUUUCAAGAGACCUGGGCUUGUUUGGAUCAGCAUCUACACCCAGAAUGCUUGUUAUGAAGCCUCUGCUCCUCACCUCAGGUAGAGGAGAGCACUGGUGGAUGACCAGACACAGCCUGGAUCACAUCUUCUUGACUAUGUAGUUUAUCUUUUAAUAAUUAGUGGUAUUUUUGUUGACUUUGAACAACUUUCCCUCCCCCAAUUUGUGUUCCCCAUGCUUGUAUGACCCUUACAUACAUACCUUCUCAUUCUCUCCUCCCCCACAACCAAACUUUGAAUGCUACAUCCUAUGGACUUGUCUGUCUUUGCAAUACAAAUAUUUCAGUCCUUCUGUAUUUAUUUAAGCUGGAACUCCCAUCAAAAUUGAACAUUCAGCAUUUACCCUGGUUUAUGUUCUCUUACCCAACUUAUCUGAGAGAGGUGCCCUUCCAAAGAUCUCCCUGUACAUUUUAUAGACCAUGGGAAAGGCCUGUGCUGAGUGGUUACACCCAAGAGUUGUCAUUAAAGGGGUUUUCCGGUUUUUAAUGUAAAUUUUUAAGUGUGACAAAAUGAUCUGCUAUAGAGUCCAUUAGGAAUUUCUCUUCACUACUCAGCAGAUGAAAUAAUCCCUGGCCUGUUCUUGACAAAAAUUACUUGGAAGUGACUGCAGAGCAGCAGCCUGGAAGGGUGGAGGUAGGGCUCUGAUAGAGUGCCUCUGAGGUAAACUAAACUUUUGGGGGCGAUUGAGAAGAACUCCAGGUAGAAGCUGAAGUUUGGUUAAACAUUUGGUGGAAGUUGCAUCCCCUGGGGCCAUGUGAGGGCUACCCACUGAAGGUCUCGCUUAUGUCAUUGGACUGUUUUAAAUGCACUUCUGCAGAGCACCCUCUCAUCUGCCUUUUUCAUUGUGGUUAAUGUGUGUUAUUCUGCCGGUGUAAUAUUAUUCACAAUGAUGGUGUAUUAAAUGGAGAGAUACAAGA
Hyla sarda is the source of this 2537-nucleotide messenger RNA. It is a transcript of the gene TXNRD3, whose product is annotated as thioredoxin reductase 3. The record is from RefSeq and is a predicted model, not a curated record. Gene Ontology annotation, biological process: cell redox homeostasis; cellular response to oxidative stress; glutathione metabolic process. Gene Ontology annotation, cellular component: cytosol; mitochondrion. Lineage: Eukaryota; Metazoa; Chordata; Amphibia; Anura; Hylidae. Gene Ontology annotation, molecular function: glutathione-disulfide reductase (NADPH) activity; flavin adenine dinucleotide binding.